UUCUACCUAAUUCAAAAAUAUAUUUGUAAAUAAUAAAAAUAAUAACAAAAUAAAAGUAUUAAACAAAUCAUUAUAUAUUAAUAAUGUCAAAUAAAAAUAUAAACAAUAAUAUUAUAGAGCUAUAAAAUAUAUAACAUUAAAAUAUAAAUUAUAUAUUUAAAACAUUUAUAAUAACAUCAAUUAUAUUUAUGAAAUGAAAAAGUAUUCGUAGACGUAGGGUUCAAAUCUAAUGUUGUUUAAGUUUUGAUGAAACUAAGUUCAUUUUAUUUAAAUUUUCAUUUCAUUUUAUUUAACUUUUUUUUGCUCAACUUCAUUUCAUUUUAUUUAAGUUCGUUAAAACCGUCGUUGAGUUUUGAUAGAAAAUCUUAAGUUUCCGUUAAGAUUUGGUCUUCUAACUUAACUUUCUGUAUGAGCCCACCGAUUUACAAGAUGAGAUUAUACAAAGACGUACAAAAAUCUUCUUUUUUUUUUGAAGGAGGGAGAUUACGCAAUUGAAGGGUUGCGUGUAAGAUUGUCCAAAUCUUUUAUUACAGACAAGAAAUCUUUCCUAGGCUAUCGUAGGGUUUAGGUGCUUAGGGGUAUUUUCGGGUUAUUAAAAGUUGGACAGUGUAACGAUUAUGGGGUGGGUAUUUUGUUAUUUUAGAUUUCUUGUAUGUACAGCCUAAAUUCUCUAUAUUCAUUUACUACCAAUUGAUAGUGUUAACAAAAAAUAAUAGAUUUAAAUUCUUUUUUGGACAAAAAUAAUAGAUUUAAAUCAUGUUUGAGAAAAAACCGAAAUGCAAUAAAGAAAAUUUUUUUAGGAAGAGACAAAUAAUCAAAAGAAAUAACUAAAUAAGUGAAGUGCAAUUAAUAGUAAAAAAAAUUAUAGAAACGUGACAAGACAAGAAGUACAGAAUAAAAGAGACGUUUUAAAGUAGUCUUGCAGUGUAAGAGUUUAGUGACAGCGUCUCUGUUUCUAGAACAAACGUUUUCAUUUUCCUCUUUUUAAGGUAACUAGUUUGAGUUGUUUCCAGUGUUUGGUUCGAAAUUAAUAGUUCAUCUUGUUUCGCUUCACUGUUGUGUUUUAUAAGUCCAUAGUGCAUUAUAGGUUUUGAUGUGUUUUCAUUGGCUUAUGUUUGGUAAGUGACAUUUCUUCAAAGGGGUUCAGUAGUUAGUUACCUUUCAAGUUUUGGCCAGUGUGAUUGAGACUCUGGAGUCUGUCUGGAAUGGUGAGUGAAGCUGAUAACAAGUUCACUUGGGUGAUUAAAGAUUUCUCCUCUCUACAAUCUCGGAGGAUCUACUCUGAUGAAUUUUUGAUUGGUGGCCUCAAAUGGUGUCUUAUUGCUUAUCCAAAGGGAUCGAAAGUUGAUUGCUUGUCUCUGUAUCUUGGAGUAGCCGAUCAUGAAUCAUUGCCACUUGAAUGGAGAAGGAACACAAAAUUUUCACUCAAAGUAGUAAAUCAAUUUUCAGACAAGUCCUCCAUACUGCGAGAAGCCACUGAGUGGUUUGAUCAGAAGACUCCCUCUUUUGGUUUUACUAAAAUUCUUCCACUUGCUAAACUUAAUGCCAAUGAUGGUGGAUUUCUUGUGAAUGAUGAGCUCAAGAUUGUUGCGGAGAUAAAUAUUCUUCAAGUUAUCGGUGAAUCUAAUGAUGAAUCAGAGGGAUCUCAAGAGGUAGCAGUCCAACCUAUGAAAAAAACAAAGAUGACCGAGUAUGGUACGGGAUCUAGUGACUUGCACAAGGAAACUUCAGUGGGAAACGAAACCGUUGAUGUCAAUGGGUUUCAAGUCUCUACAUUACAGGUGGCAUAUGUGAGGUGUAUAUUUGAAAAACACCCAGACUUGGCAUCAAAAGUUCGUUCAAAUAGUCAGCUUCUGAAGUCGACAUACAUGAAUGUUCUCCUCGGACUAAUUGAAACACUCUGCCAGUUGCCUGAGAAGCUCUCUGAUGAUGAUUUGGAUGAAGCAUCGGCUGCCGUUUCAUACUUAACCCAGGUUGGCUUUAAAGUGGAUUGGUUGGAGGAGAAGCUGGAGGAAGUAAGGGAAAAGAAGACGAAAGUGUACACUGGCAAGGCUCAGCUGCAACACAUGGAGGAAGAGUUUAAGGUACUCAACAAGAAAUGUUUGGAACUUAAAGAUCUUGUAGAGAAGCAGAAUGCAGAUGUGACGGCCGCCAAUGUUGCUCUCUCGUUCGAUGAUGUUGUUUGAUAGUUUUCUACUCUUUGAACGCUUUUAACAUAAAAGAAUCGUACGUCCGUGAGUUUUGUAGUAUUUUGGAUGAAUGUUAUUAAUGCGGUUUCAGGGUGUCUUUCCAAAAUUCUUUUUAUACACUCUUACCUGUGUAUAAGUUUGAUGUAAGAACUACUAACCAAGAGUGAUGAUGGUUGAAUGAAGUAUAUGUUAUUACCUCUGAAUAGAAAACUCGAAAGCCAUUGACCUCAACGGUUCCAUCACCCUUCCUCAUUGAUAAGAUUAAGGCUUGGUAAAAAAUCUGAAUCCGAAGUACCGAAUUCGAUCCGAAAAAGUAGUAUGAAUCCGAACCAAAAUUGAUUAAAUAUCCGAAUGGGUUCAAAAUUUUGGUAUCUAGAAAACCGAAACCAAACCUGACCCGAACCGAAAUAUUUCAGGUACCCGAAUGUAUCCGAAUUAAAUUUAUAUACCUAAAUAUAUUAGUUAUUUUUAAAUGUAAUAUAUAAAAAUAUAUAAAAAAUAUAAAAAAAUAUCUGAAAUAUAUAAGAUAUUUUUUAUUUUUCCAAAAUACUUGAAAAUAUAUACAAAUAGUCAAAAUUAAGGUGUGAAAUAGCUAAACAAUACUCAAAAAAGCCAAAAAUAUUUGAAAUAUCUAUUGAUUAUCUAUCCAAUUAAUGUUCAAGCCACACCAAUUUAUGUUAAAUUUAAGUAUUUUAGCAUUUGUUAUUCAAAGUUAUAUGCAAUAUAUAAUUUUGUUUUUAAAUUUUGAGAAAUUUGAAGUAUAUAUUGAAUUUAAAUUUAUAAAUACCCGAAUGGAACAAAAAUCUUUAACCCUGAAAAUCCAAAUUUGAAUAGACCCAAACCGAACCUGAAUGGGUACCCAAACGCCGACUCCUAAAAAAGAUCUUUGUUUAUGUAACUGAAAUACUACCUCUAUUUCGAAAAAUGUCUCUGUUUUGGAAAGAUACAUUUUGGAAAAAAAUCGUUUCAAUACAUUAUUUAAUAGUAAAUUGUAAACUUAAAAAAGUUCUGUUUAUUAAAAUUCUAUCGGUAGUUUAAUUACAAUAAAUAAUACACUAAAUAAUCAAAAAUUGAUAUUUUUUUAAUAUUGUGAAAAUCCAUUAUAUAUUAAAAGAGAAAUAUUGUAAUAAAUGCAUUCACAUUAUAUUAGACACCUCGUAGCCUCACAAUGAUUUGAUAAUAAGUAUGCUAACACGUUCACACUAUAUCCAUAAAUGUGUUCACACUAUGUACUUCGCGGUUUUUUUAAUAUAAAACUCACAUACAUAAUUUCAAUAAAACUCUGGAUUUUUUUGUUCGAAUAAAAAUAGAUAACGAAUCAAAAGCCAAACUAUAUAUAUAUUUAUUUUUAUUGUUUACGGAUAAAGUUGAGCAAAACUUUCAUAAAUUUUGAUUCGAUUCGUUAUCCGUUUUGAUUU
This is a messenger RNA of Brassica rapa (field mustard), 3607 nucleotides long. Its product is annotated as MATH domain and coiled-coil domain-containing protein At3g58370. Gene Ontology annotation, molecular function: protein binding. The record is from RefSeq and is a predicted model, not a curated record. Lineage: Eukaryota; Viridiplantae; Streptophyta; Magnoliopsida; Brassicales; Brassicaceae.